AGAGUUGGCAACCUCAGGCACAGUGCAGUCGCACAGGAUGUGACUUAAACCCAGGCUUGAAACGGAAACGACACCAUUUGCUACCACUAUCACAUGUGAUAACACUAUGACAUUUGCGUUGGACGUGGGGGAGAGCCGUCUUAACAUGUGAGAGCUGACGCCUGCAUGUCAUCAGUUCCACAUCAUGGGGACCCAACUGGACCUUCUACUUCAUGCUACGGAUCACCUGAAGCCUGAGCAGCUGAAGAGGUUCAAGCUGUACCUGAGCCACCGAACUCUGGACGGUGUCGAGCCCAUACCCAGAGACCGGCUUGGAGACAGUGACGCGACGGACAUUGUGGAAACAAUGAUGGAGGUCUAUGGCAGCGAAGGUGCUCUGAAAAUCACAAUACACAUCCUGAGGAAAAUCAGCCGUACAGAUCUUGCAGAUGCCCUGGAGAAUGGGAUUAAGGAAGUGCCAAGCCAAGAGGAACAGGCUACAGACGCUGGGUCAUCAGUAAGUCUGACCCAGGAUCAGUGUGGAGUGUGUGAGCAGCUUCUGACGGAUCCAGUCAUCACCACCUGUGGACACAGUUUCUGCAGGCAGUGCAUCAGCAGCUACUGGAGCCAGUCUGGUCCAUCAGGACAGUACACCUGUGCAAAGUGUGAAAAAAGACGCAAAAACUCCACAGUCUUCACAGACAAUAACAGGUGCGGAGUUUUAUACCUCUUCACCAGCUGA
Messenger RNA from Clupea harengus (Atlantic herring), 721 nucleotides. Its product is annotated as caspase b-like. Gene Ontology annotation, molecular function: protein binding. The coding region runs from base 185 to 721 and encodes 178 amino acids. The transcript is spliced from 3 exons. NCBI's taxonomy places the organism in Eukaryota, Metazoa, Chordata, Actinopteri, Clupeiformes, Clupeidae. The record is from RefSeq and is a predicted model, not a curated record.